AUGCUCGCGACGGGCACGCCGGCUUUCAACCCCUUCCUCACCUGCGUCAUUCCCAGAGCCUACUGCGACUCGACACUCAUGCACAGCAUACUGGCAACAAGUGCGGCUCACUUGUCGUACAAGCUCGGCGACGGCGGGAAUCCCGUGAUUGUCGAGGCAGCUAUGCGUAAGCACUAUCUUGAGGUGGUUAGGGACUUGCAACAUGACAUUGCGUCGUGUCAUUUACGGGACGGACGAUGCAUCUCCCAGCUGUUGCUUAUACUUGCUUUCCUUUGCCAUUACGAGGUAUUAGCAUGUUCGCCAUCAGCAGCCUUCUCCAUGCACUUGCGGGCCCUGGGCCGACUCUUCUUGAAUCUACACAAUGACAAACAAGCUUCGGGGCUCCUGGAAACGGAUGAAACACUAGAGCUAGCCCUCGAGGUAUACCUAUACCUGACGCUCAGCAACAGUAUUCUCCCCCCUCUCGUCUUCGACCCAGCAACCAUGUACUCGGACGAGAUGAUGCGUCUUUACCGCACACUAGACCAGUACACAUACACCCCGGGAACCAUUUUUGCCGGGUGCCGCUCCCUCUUCGAACUAAUCCCGGAAGCCAAAGCGCUGCACACGUGGCGCUCCGCGGAACAAGCCGCCGGUGUCGUGGAUCCAAGCCCAGAAUUCAUCGAGGCACUUGAACAUCUCACAUUGCAGAUAAACGCAUGGCACCUAGAUCAACAAGGCUAUACCGGAAACGCCAAGUUGCUCAACCGCUACCUGGACAAGGUGCAGCAAACCCAGCAAUCGAUGGCGGCGGAAUGCAUGCGUCACGCCCUCCAUAUCUACACAAUGUCUUCUGUCGCAGGAUCAGCCGCCGCGUCGGCUGCCUUGCGAGAAUCAACCCAGUAUCACGUAGAUGUCAUCUUUUGGCUUUCGUGGCAACUUGAAGACUCGCCUGCAUCGUCAAACACUCUGUGGGCAACUGUAAUUAUGGGCACGUGUCUCGAGGAUGAGGAGAGACGGACAGUUUUGGCCGAGGGGCUAAGGAAUUCGCGGCUCAAGAUGAGGCACUUGUCGUUGGUGAGGAUGGCGCUGGAGAAGUUGUGGAGCGAUGAGGAUGAGAGGGCUUGGGGGCCGCAGGGGUUGGAGUUUGUGAUGAUGAAGAAUGGGAUGGAGAUGUUUAUCCUAUGA
Molecule: messenger RNA, 1167 nt
Organism: Ustilaginoidea virens
Lineage: Eukaryota; Fungi; Ascomycota; Sordariomycetes; Hypocreales; Clavicipitaceae
Exons: 2
Coding region: 1-1167 (388 amino acids)
Biological process (GO): positive regulation of transcription by RNA polymerase II
Cellular component (GO): nucleus
Molecular function (GO): transcription cis-regulatory region binding; DNA-binding transcription factor activity
Source: RefSeq, a predicted model, not a curated record